Molecule: messenger RNA, 1983 nt
Organism: Hymenoscyphus albidus
Lineage: Eukaryota; Fungi; Ascomycota; Leotiomycetes; Helotiales; Helotiaceae
Source: the annotation of a GenBank genome assembly
UAUUGCCAGCGCGCUCAUCUCCUAUACGAACGUUCCCAUAUACAUUUGACACUGAAGUGACUUCCAUUCGUACGAUAUAUUGAGCACAACUUAUAUCCACGAAUUCAAGGAGCUCCCUGGGCCCCACGGAGCUAGGGCCACACCAUAUUCAACAGGCACAACGAGCCAGCCCAAGCAAAUCAAACACCCAAAAUCAUGGAGACAUCGCCAUUAUUACCCCGAAUUACCAUUCAAUUCUGUACACAAUGUAAAUGGAUGCUAAGAGCAGCCUAUGUAAGUGAAGAUCUCUCUUAUCGAAACCAUCCGCACCCCUCUUCUCAGCCAAUCUUUAUGCCUUCCCUCCAACAAGGUGAUGUUUCAACUGAAGCAAAGUAUUGCGCCUCUCCUCCCCGCAGUCUUAUGCCUGCACCGUCAAGCAAACAGGACAGCUGGAGGUGCGACAGGACGUUUUCAAACACACGUGAUGAUAUUUAUAUCCCCUUCCUGGUACAUGUUGUGUGCAAUGGCAUCUAUUUAAAAGCUUGCUAACGCUUUGGUCCAGUUCGCUCAAGAACUCCUCUCCACCUUUGGAACGUCUCUAGGCGAAGUUGCGCUGCAACCGUCCACGGGGGGCACAUUUAUUGUUCAUUUGUAUCACGGUGCUCCGGCCAGUAAUGGUGAACUAUCCGUUACGGUCCAGAAAACUCUGCUUUGGGAUAGGAAGGCCGAAGGGGGAUUCCCAGGUACGUUUGUCGUCAAGAUAUCGUACCAUUGCACUCACUUCACUGAGGAUUUUGCUUGCUACCAUCGUUUAUAUUCCUUUUUCGUUGUAUUUACUGUCCAGUGGGCACAUAGCAACCCGAGUGGGUGCUUGAAAGCUAGGUAUAUAUUCAAGUCUAGGCCUGGUGCCUUCUGCAGGAUGUUUAACACGUUUGCAUUUCUCAUUUGCCCGUCUGAUGAAGUCAUGAUCGCUAUCGUUGAAAUCAGCAUAGGGACGUUGUUUCUUCUGGAUUUUGCUGAACUAUAAUCCUCCGGUAAGCAUUCCUGUUGAGUUGAAAUAUUGAAGGCUGUUUCCAAAAUUUUCAAUUUCGGAUUUUUCGCGUCUGGUGUCUUUCUGUUAAACUUUGGUCUGUUCUUAUUGGGUGUGUUUUGUCGAAUUUAUAUUGGCUGAAGCUGUAUUUCCCUUCCUCUUGUCCUCCUUCUCCUACUUGCAUUUGUACAGUAUCGUUUAGGCCUCUAGGUCUCGUUCCAAUAUGAGCUUUUGUUUCAGGACCCCAGAGUAACAGUAAAGAGUGUCUCCUUACUAUCUUUGCUUUGAAUUACGUCAUCCAGUCAUUUUUCGAUCUCACCUCAAGCGUAAGAUCCACAAGACUUUUCCAGGAGAUGGGUUUAGCUAAUUUGAGUCAUGAUAUAGAAACGAAAGAACUGAAGAAACGUGUCAGAGAUGUAAUCGAUCCUUCCCGCAAUCUAGGCCAUGUUGAUGGACACAAAAGUAAGUCCCAUCUCAUUUUGAUCCCAAAGGUCCCGUGAACUAUCCAUAGCCACAUCAGAGUCGGAUAUGGUGCAAAACCCGCAACAACCCUAUCUUUUGGUGGUCCAAAUACUGACUGGUCUUGUUCUCAGAAUCAACCACUCCUCAGCCCACAAAACAAGAUUCUCCAUUCCCCACGCCUCAACCACUUCCAAGUCCGUUAAGUCCCCUAGCACCCAAUGACCAACUCCAAUCUACCAAUCCGCUGGAUGCUCUACCUAGUCAAGCAAGCGAGAAUUCUGUUCCCCAAAUAGAAGGCCUGGAUUUAAACCGUAAUGAAGGUUUAUCCACUAAAGUCGUCGAGGACGUGAAGCCUGACAAUGCUGGGAAAGCAAAGGAAGGCGAGAGGGAGAAGGAAUGCGAAGAUUGUAUGUAAAUUUAUGCGUAUGAGGCAACAAGCAAUAAGGGUUGGCAUAAGAAUCAAGUAGGGAUUAGUCUCUGGUUGAUAUCACUAGAUUAUAAGUAGUUUGGCC